Lates calcarifer (barramundi perch) is the source of this 2362-nucleotide messenger RNA. RefSeq lists its product as uncharacterized. The record is from RefSeq and is a predicted model, not a curated record. NCBI's taxonomy places the organism in Eukaryota, Metazoa, Chordata, Actinopteri, Centropomidae. The transcript has 2 exons. Bases 248 to 949 code for a protein of 233 amino acids.
GGGGAGAGGAGAUUAAUACAGAAAGCCCACAUUCAUUCAUUCGUUGUCUGUUCAUUAACGGCCUGCACUUCCUGGCAGUGACCGGUAGGUGGCGGUGACGCGCCGCGUCGCUGUUCAUCAGCUGACAGGAAAAAACAUCAAGAAGAAGAAGAAGCAGGAAAAGAAGCAGCAGCGCGUUAACGUCCUGUGUCCAUCUGUCUGUCCAUCUGUCUGUGGGCUGGUCUGUCGGCCGAGGGGCGGAGUCCGGAUGCCGUGGAGGUGCUGUGUUCCCGGGUGUAAAGGCUACGAUGAGGCCAAGUCGAUGGGCGUCGUGUUUCACGGGUUACCGACCAGAGACCCGCAGCGCUGCAGAACAUGGCUGACCGCGAUCCAGAACCCCCGCUACGACGAGAACACCCCGGUGUCCAGGUACAGCGGGGUCCGGGUCUGCAGCCUGCACUUCAGGCCGGAGGACUACGAGGAGGACUUCAGGGCUAAGAUACUCAACGUCGCCCCCAAACCGAUGCUGAAGAGCGGCGCCGUGCCGUCCGUGUUCCCCGGGAGAGGGCAGGGGGAGCCCGGCCGAGCCGACCCGGCAUCUGCCCCGGCUCCGAAGAGAACCAGGACCCAGACGAGCCGCGGAGCUGCAGACGCCUCCUCACAGCCGCCUCCGGCCGCCGGCUCGGACGACAGCUUCUGCAUCGUGGUGUCGGUCGACCCCCUGGACGACGGCAGCUUCCGCUCGGAGCCGGAGUUCAGCGAGUCGGACGAGGACAUGGACAAAGACUGUACGAUCGUCUACAACCACAGCCUGAUGGAGCUGUUCAGGAUGUGUCAGUCGUGCGGGCAGCCCAUAGUGGAGAAGGAGGUUUUCCACUCGGGAGCACAGAUGAGGGUGAAGUGGAGCUGUCGUGGCGGACACUCCGGGACGUGGACGUCCUCGCCUCGUCUCAGAGACGUGCUGCCGUAACAUCCACCUCCACCUGCUCUCAGCUGCUUCAGCUCACGUCGGGAGAAGCCUCUGAACUCACUGAGCAGCAGGAGGGUGGAGGAGGGUGGAGGAGGACCAGGGCUCAGACUGUAGCUACACCCUCACAUCAGACUCCACAGACAAAUGUGACGCUCACUCCUCUGUGUACGAGGAGUUACUGUGUCAGGGACAGCAGCUUCAACAAAACAAACACUCCUCUGUUCUCAGUCCGUUCCAGCACGUGAUUCAGAAAUAAACCCAGAGACAGACACAGUGAGGACAGAGGGACAGAGGGAGGACAGAGGGAGGACACAGUGAGGACCAGUGAGGACACAGUGAGGACACAGGACAGAGGGACAGAGGGGGGACAGAGAGGGGGGACAGAGAGGACAGAGGGAGGACAGAGGGGGGACACAGUGAGGACAGAGGGAGGACACAGUGAGGACAGAGGGAGGACACGGGGGGGCAGAGGGAGGACAGAGUGAGGACACAGUGAAGACACGGUGAGGACACAGUGAGGACAGAGGGAGGACAGAGGGGGGACGGGGGAACAGAGGGAGGACACAGUGAGGACAGAGGGGGACACAGUGAGGACACAGUGAAGACACAGUUAAGACAGAGUGAGGACACAGUGAGGACAGAGGGGGACACAGUGAGGACAGAGAGGGGACACAGUGAAGACACAGGACAGAGGGACAGAGGGGGGACACAGUGAGGACACAGGAAGGACACAGUGAAGACACAGUGAGGACAGAGAGGGGACACAGUGAAGACACAGGACAGAGGGACAGAGGGGGACAGAGAGGGGACACAGUGAAGACACAGUGAAGACACAGUGAGGACACAGUGAGGACAGAGGGAGGACACGGGGGGCAGAGGGAGGACACAGUGAGGACACAGUGAAGACAGAGGGACAGAGGGGGACAGAGAGGGGACACAGUGAAGACACAGUGAGGACUGAGAGGGACACAGUGAGGACAGAGAGGGGACACAGUAAAGACACAGUGAGGACACAGUGAGGACAGAGAGGGGACACAGUGAAGACACAGUGAAGACACAGUGAGGACACAGUGAGGACACAGUGAGGACUGAAGAGGACCAGCUGGUUCAUUCUGCUGUUUAACUCAGGUGUUCAGUCGGUGUUAACUCGUCAUAGCUUCAGCUCUCAGCAGGUACAGCUCACCUGACACCUGAGCGACCCUCACUGCCCGUCUCACGCUUUCAUCAGGUUUCUAACCUUUAGCUUGAGGUUUGGUCGUUUGAAGACCAGAUGUGGUCGUAGAGUUUCCAGCCUGUGUGUGUGAGGAGCCACAGAUCUCCUCUGUUUCUGAGCAGUGAACAGACUGAGAGCCACACACACUGAAGACAUGUCAUCAUGUUCCAACUCUGACUGAAUAAAUCUGCAAUAAUCAA